AUGAAUACCAGCACAGAACUCGUUGGAAACCUUUCACGGUUGUCUGGUCAACAGCUUGUGUCAUGUCAUGAUGGUGGUAGGGAAGAAACUGGACUGAAAGAUUGCUCAGACGAUGAGAAUGAUAUUUAUAUUGACGAUUUGGGUCGUUUUGAGGACGAUGAGGGUGGUGACACUGAGAACACAACGACUCGGUAUUGUUUCCUGUAUAACGCUAAUGAAGAUGAAGAGAUUCGCGUCUGCUGCACUGAUAUAUGUCUCUUGUACAAUGAGGACAUGUCCUUUGACCCUUGUCAGUACGGUACAAGAUACGGGCUUUAUCGAGAAACAAGUACUCUUCAGUUGGAGAUAAAAUUAGAUGAAAUCAGGAAACAAGAAGCUGUCAACUUUGAUGAAAAGAAGAAGCUUGACAAUCAGUUAGAGUCUCUCACAAAUUCUUCAGAAUGUGAGACAUCACACAAACGCUGCUGCAAAACUGUCAACCCAGCAAUAAAGAGGAAUGAUUCUACUGAAAACAAAUAUGUGAAAGAAGAGAGCAGAGAAAACUGCCCCUUGCCUUCCUCCCAACCUUCCCCAAUACUUUCCCAAUACUUUUCCUGUAGUGAGAUUGUAGAUGAUGCUGAUAUAGAGGCAGGAGGUGAUGUUGAUGAGCUAGCUGUGCCACUGCAUAAUGAAAUAAAUGCUGUAGAAAGAAGAACAGAUUGUAAAUUAAGCAAUAAUACUUGUAAUAAACAUUUUCAAGGGACUUGUAAUACCCCAGGUGAGAAUUCAAAUGAUAGAACAGAAAGGUCAGAAGGAAGAAAUAAAAAGCAGCACAAUAUUGAAACCAAAGAGAGCAAAGAAACAAGAUUUGAUGGUAGAGAUAAAACUGCUGAUAUAAGAGACAAAGAAGCAGAUAAAAACAAAGAAUUAAGUAAAGAAAACAGAGGUGAAGCUGUUCAUCAAGUAAAUAAAAAUUGUAAUGACACAGUAGAUUUGUCAAAUGUUUCAAAUACAUGUCCAGAAAACAAAAGAAGUGCAGUGAUAUUUUAUGUAGACAAUGAUAAUGUCUCCACAAUAAAUGAAUCAGAAUCAGAAAUAUAUGAUGGAGACAAAAGAAAUGACUCCUUGAGUACUUUUGGUGACUUUCUGAAUUGUUCAAAGGGAACUGAAUCGGAAGAAAACUUUUUAGGUGAUAGUUUAGAUGUGAACCUUGAUUCUACCUCAGUUAAUACGAUUUCAGAUGAAGAUGAAGAUUACCUGUGUACGCAUUAUUCAGAAAGUGAUUUACUAAGAGAUUCUGAACCUAAAUCAGGUGAUCAUAAUUGCAUUGGAAAUUGUAGUUGUGAAUCUGUUACUGAAGAUACUGAGACUGCUGAUAGAGUAAAUAAGCUUAAAACAGAUAGUAGUAAAACCAACAAUAAGCUUGCAAGUGAAACUGCUGCAAAGGAAUCUCAGGUUGAUGAAAGUAAUGUUAAAGAUGUAAUAUCAGGACAGUGUUCAAAUGAGGUAAAGAUUCUUAAGUAUUUACAGACACAGUCUUUGGUGAAAGAAGAAACUGAAAGUGAUCUUUCUGCUUUUGAGUCAUUUUAUUCACUGGAUAAUACUUGUACAGCUAUAGGCACACCAGUAGUGAAAAGAAUAAAGAAAACAUUGACCUGGACACCUCGGAUAUUGUCAGAAGAACGCUUCUCUAGUAGUAGAAGCACAACUUUAUCGUCUAAAGCAAGUUUUUAUACAGCUGAAACGAGCGGGACUUUCUUUUCCGCUCGUUCCUUUCAACUUGACAGCUGUGAUAACUUUGUUACAUGUGAAGAUUUUCAGAAACUAGAGUUGGAUGAUGAGCCAAAAUCAAAACUAAGUAAAGCAAAAAACGUUUUAGUUAGAGGACGAGACUUUGUGAAGUCGAAAAUUGACUGCUAUCGGAAAAGAUUACCUAAUUUAACAAAUAAUACAAACAUUAAGUCUCGCAUUUUGUGCCAUAAUUCUUGUGGAUUUUCAUGUGUACAAAAAGGUAAAGAAAUUUCUUUGUACAGUAUACCCGACACCCAGACACAUGUAAAGGGAAAUAAUGGUAGUGGAAUAAAGGCAGAUAAUAAGAUUGAGCUAGAUAGUUCAAAAUUAAAUGAUAAUGAAUUGCGAAAUAUAUGUGAGGCAGGAAUGAGCAAAGAUUCUGGAAGAGAUAUGACUGUUAGAAAAGUUCUUGAAGAGCAGAAAGGACAGGAAGGUAUUGAUAAACAUCCAGAAGGUAUUGCAGCUAACUUAGAUAGGACAAAUGGGAAGAUUGAUGACUAUCAUGGUGAAGGAACAGAUAUAGGGGACAUAACUGGGAAAGAAAACCAAAGAUCACAGACAAAUGUAGAAGAUGGAAAUAGAAGAAUGGAGUCUUUAUCAAGGGGGACAACUGAUGAUAUAGAGGAUGACUUGCCCAUUGGAACUGAAGCAACUACCAUAAACCAGCGAAGAUCUUCCAGAGAUGCAAGUGAAUCUGAUGAAUCUAGGUCAAAGAAGAGGUUGCGCUGGGUGUCAGCCAUUGAGAAAACACAGGGGACCAGUAUAACAUCUAGCCUGACAACCAACAGCAGAGUUCAACAGAAGUUAUGGGAAUGUGUUGAUCAACUGUUGUACCAACGAGAGAUGGACCCAGAGAUGUUGCUAACCAGUCUGGGAUUUGCAGGUGGGGCUCAGACAGAUGAUGCUUUAAGCCGGGUACCAGAUCGUUUCUUCAUCAACCAAGCUGUAAAACCUGGUGUAGACCAGUACCAGCUUAUGAUGAACCAUCCUGAACUCCAUCAUCUACUUCCUGUCAUGGGUACCAGCCAAUUGAUGCAGGGAUCCAACCAUGUGAUGCCGGACACCAGUUGCGUAAAUGCAGCAGAAAAUGGACGGGACAUUGUGGAUGGUGGAGCAGGGAACCAUGAACCAAGAAAAGGUACAAUGCAGAGACCAACAUUUAGUACAGUGGCCAAUGGCAUGAAGUUUAUCCGUGGAGCAUCCAUGCAGGCACCCCCGUCUCCAGAUGAAGAGACAAAAAUGGUCAGUUCAAUACCAAGCAUAUUGGAUCUCCCAAACAGGAAGGCCUUAGCACGACAAGGAUUCUACGGCAGGGAAUUCACUGCUGAAGAACCGAAGACAGAUUCAAAGUCUUUGAAACGUACAAUGUCGGCGGCAGAAAAACGUAAACAAUUUUAUCACAGCGUUAAAAGUAGGAGUAACUGGUCUCUUACUGAUGAGUCCGAGGAAGGGUCUGCCACAGAGCAGCAUGAUAUGACUGCUUCUAUCGAUAGUUGGGACCGGGGACUUGUUCUUAAAAGCUUCAGUGAUAGGUUUAGUUCAGAAUCGUCUUUGGAAAGUUCCGAUUCAUAUUCUAAUGAUCGUUACCAAUUGCAAAGACAACAUUCGAUCAGUAACCUUAGAAAAAAUUAUGAAGAAACUAUUAUGAAAAGCAUGGAUGGGGAAUAUCCUGUGUUUAAUGAGGAUACCGGUACAUUGCCAGAUGGUAGAAAAUUAUCAUUAGGUGACUUACGCAAGCAGCAGGUCGAUAGACUUAUGUUGUCUGUUGAAGACGAUGGAGAUUAUACUGCUAAGAAUAGAACUCCAAGUUUACGUGACAAAGAUCCACGAUCAGCUCUCAUUAUUGCUCAGAAAUCUACUCAGUCAACAAUUACUGGGUCCCCUCUGACUCCUAAUGACGUGAAAUUUUCUUUCGAGCAGAAUUUGGAUGAUGGGGAGGAAGAAUUUGAUUUUAAAUCAGCUGAAAGACCUAGAAAAUUGUCUCAGCAGAAUAAACAGACUGUAAGUAUAAUUGUUGAGGAGGAAAUCAGUCCUCAGGAAAGUAUUCAGACAAGGGAGGUAAAUCAGAGACCUAAUUCAAAUGAGUUAACUUCCUUGACUAUGGGUGUAAGAUCUGAUUCUUGUACUACGUUAGUGCCACAGGACAGUAAUAUUGACUCAGAUGGAGAUCUGACCCCGCGGGCGGGUGAUGUGAUUCAUGGAGAUGCUUUAUCAGAAUCUGCAAGCUCCUCGGCAACUAUGAGCACUGUAAUUCAUGAUCAGCUAGAUGCUCAGCUAACUGAUCAGGAAGAAAUGUCAAGGACACAUGAAGGAAAGUUAGAUGCUGACAUGAUAAGGUCAAGGUCACCAGAUGCUAAAAAUAGCCUAAAGCCUACACAGAUUCCACCACAGGAAUCAUUUGAACUUGAGGAGAUAUCAAGUGCGGAUAAUGCCUUUGAAGACUGGAAUGGGAACAUCAGUAAACCUGUAGUAAGGAGAGGUACUAUAGAGAAGUCGGCCAGCACACAUUCUGACAGUUCAGGCUUUGCUGAUCUUGACACUGUAGGGGAGACUACUCAAUCAAGCAUAGAUGUAUCUGGGGAAUCAUUAUUGGCUCAGACAAAAACAGCUGAUGUUUUUAACACUAACAGUAAAACCAAAAGCUCACCAGUACCACAUGACAAAAAGUUUACCCAGAAUCCACAGCAUUCACUUCCUGCUGCUCAGCAGCGAGAAAACACUGAAUACCGAUUGGCUGAAAUUACAGAAACUACUGAGAAAUGGAAUGCACAUGUACAUGUGAUGAAUGAACCAAAGCAUGUGUUUGUGUGUAAGAAAAAUGUCUGUGCUGAUGAAGACAAAGAAAAUAAGCCUGCUUUAUCUUCCAUUAGUUACUCUCCAAAUAAUGAAAUUCAGGACAAAUCCUUAGUAUAUACACUUACUGUUCCUGUAGAAACUGUUCCUACAGAAAAUAAGAGAAAAGAGCAUUCCACAAAUUCUAGAUACAUCUCAGCGAUUUCUGUAAAUGUUGAAAGGAAAUCCAGUGGUAAUAAUAAGAAACCUGUCCGAAGUUCAAAGGUCACACAAGUAGGUCAUGUGACCUUUCAAAAGGUCAAAAGUAAAAGUGACCGUGACAUUGAUAAAUUAGAUCUGAAAGAUGAAGCAGAAGACACUGAAAAUGUUUUACAGACUGCUGCUGCUUCAAACUUAGACGUGAAUGAAAAUCUGAAAUAUAGCAUACUUAGCAAAGAGAAUCAGCCUAUUAGCCAAAGUACUCCAAAUGUUUGUAAAGAUAGUAAACAUGACUUUACUAGAUCUGCUUCACCCUGUAGAGCAAAAGAAAUAGUGUUAGAAAAGAAGCGUGCAAAGGAAGCCCUUAUAGCUGCAAAUAGUCAUACCGCCGACUGGCUGCUAGAUAGCGAAAGGCAUUUAGAAGCGGCUGAAAGCUCCAGAAGUUCCAGGGUCUCGCCAUUUAGAAUGGGUCGACCCAUUUGGGCAUCUACGCCAGAUUUGAAAUUUAAAAGAAGUGUUACGCAAUAUGGUGAUGAUAGUAGCAGACAUAUAAAAAUGGAGGGAAAUCAUUCCUUUGAUCUUCUGCUAGAUGAGGAGCCUGGUACCAGAAGUGGACAAAAGUUACUUGGUAGCCAUAUUGCCCCGGCUCAUUCUACAGAACAGUUAGAGGAGUUGGGCAGCAGACAACAUCUUACAGAAGCAGGUGGGAAAGUACCUUUGGGGGAUCUGAAGGGAGAUUCAGCAUGUUCCUCCAUGGAUGAGAGUGUUGAGAUAUCAAGACCAUCACUCAUUGGAAGCUCAUUUGGUAUACCAGAAGAUCACCUUAACUACUUGAGGCUUGCUCGGCUAGUUAAUGGACCAAGCCUCAUUACGGACGUUUCAAAGAUGCCAAACUCUAGAUUUACACCAAACUUUCAUAUGAAAAAUUGGACACAGAUCCCUAAACGAAAGCAUUUAGAGGAAGAAACAUUACUAAUGCAACAUGCGGUUCAACGUUACAAAACUGAGCUCUGUCUGAUGGAGAAUAUGCUGUUUGCUCUGUACCGUACAGCUCAGGCAGAACUUGAACCAGAGGAUAGAUCUGAGGUUGAAGAGUUACAGCAUCUGUGGUGUGAGGUGAGAAAAGAGGUCAUCAAAAUGGAGGAACUUCUUGCUCAACGUCUAAAAGCCAUCAUGGCCGGCAAUGAGACAUACAGUCCAUUGGAUGCUCUGGAAAUUAUCCAGUCUAUGAUAGAUCUGUUGCGUGAACAGCUGUAUCAUCAACAGAUGUGUAUUGGUCGGGACAUCAGCUUUACAGAGGAAGAUAUUGAAAUUGAACCACACAGGUGUGCAUCUGUUGGUUCCAAUAUGUCAUCAAUGAGUGAGUCAUGGAUGUCCGAUAUCUCCAGCCAGAUGUCAGACAUUAAAUCGUCCCUUGCGUCUGCAGAGCAGAAACAGAAACAAGAAUUACAUGAUAGAAUAACAGAGUUGAAGAAAAGCCUGCUGUCAGAGGUGAAAGGAGAAAUGUCGACGACACAGAAUGCCAAAAUGUUGCAGCUACAACUUCAAGCACGGGAUAAUGAAAUACGGCGGCUAAAAAUGGAACUUUUGCUACAGAAUGUGAAUUCUGGCGGGACACGUAAGAAGCAGUUGUUUGAGAGUGACGUGUGAAACAAGACACCAGCUAUGACAGUUUACAAACAGGAGUUCAGACAGGACAGGAUAUAUGUAAAAAUGUUCUACAGUGACGUAAGAAAUGGGAGAUGUUUUCACAAUGUGCUAUAUUAUACCUACACCAAUGCUGGCAAUAAGCCAAAAACAGUUUUUUAUCUGUUCAGGUUAAUUUUUCUUUAAUGUAGAAAGUUUUAAGCAUGUUAAAUUUUAAAAAUGCCAUGACUCAUUGAAUUAACUUUCAACAUUGCUUUGUUAGGCCUCCAAUGUACAGUAUAUUGAAAGUUUUCCAAGAGUCACUCUGAUGUAUAUCUUUAAAUAUAUUUUUUUUAUGAAUUUCUAACAAUUUAGACAUAGGUCAAGUUGCAAAUUAAGAUUCAUUUAUUUGUUCUUACAAAAUAAUCAGAAUCAAGCUAUCAAGACUUACAUUAUUUUCUCCAAAAGAAUAAAAAUGCAUUCCAUAAUUUUUUUUUUGUUGCAUUUAUAUUUUUAGACGAGGAUUUUGGUAUUUAGAAAUGUUUUUUCUAUCUUGUUAUAGUCGGAUUUUGUGUUCUGUUUCAUGUACGUAUUUCUCUGUAAGUUCAGUUAAUGGCCAAGUUUUACUCAUUUGGCUUAGUUCUAUCUUUUUCUUCUUUUCUGUCAUUCACUUUAUUAUCUUAAAUUUCUGAUCUUUCUCUCUCCUAAUUUCUCACCCUUGAAUCUCCUUGAGUUCUUUUCCAUCUUUCUGCUAAUUUUUUUAUCUUUGACUUUAUUUCUAUGUUUGGUCAGGUCAUUUUUAAACUUUCCGUUAAAUUCUGUCUUUCUGUCCAUGUCCACUUUAUUGUGUCACUCUUCUUUUUUGUAUUUUUGUACAUCUUUUCUGCUACUUUCCUAACUUUCUGUUAAUUUUCUUUCUUGCAGCUCUUUUUCAAAUGUUUGUGCAGUUCUUUAUGUCAUAUUUUAUGUUUUACAUGAUGAUUAAGAUACUAUGAUGUUCAUGACAAGUGUUAACCCUGAUCCUGCUAAAUUUUUGUAAUGAACUUGUCCAUCUUUCAAUUUUAACAGUACCAUUAACUGUUAAAAGGGAUGGGUGCAUACCAAAAAGAUACUGACUGAAUGGUGAAAAGUGCAGAUCAUGAUCAGACUGUGUGGAUGUGCAGGCUGAUCUUGAUCUGCACUGGUUGCAAAGGCAGAAUCAAUCGUGUCCCAAUGAUAAGGGUUAAGUACUGUCACAUAUAGGAAAUGUUUACCUUUUUGUCUGUCUUAACUUUCUAGUCAAUUACUUAUUAUCAUGACCUUAAAGGAUCAUACCUAUAUAUUAACAUUCCAUUUUCCUCUGUUACUGUAAAUUAGAUAGAGAAUAAUUGAGAAAAAGGGCUUUAAGUGGCCUGAUUUGUGAACCAUAAUUAAAGUUAUCGACCGUGUUUUUUUAAAAAAACUGUCAUGAGAUAACCAGUCUGAUUUUUCUGAAUAUGACACCAGUUCAAAUUUUUUUAACUAGAAUGUUAAUAUAAAAAUAUUUGUUCACUUGUAAAAACACUACCUUAUUCUUACAUUUUCAUGCAUUGAUUUCGAGCAUGGACCAACCAGUCUGGUUUUAUGGACCAGACUGUGUCCUAAACAAGAUUUAGCAAUUUGAAUGUAAAUUCUUGAACCCUUCUAUGACAUUUGCUGAAGUUCUCAUUGUCUUCCACUUUUUUCUGUAUCUUCAUAUAUUUUUGACCAAAUGAAUAAACUACUACAUAUUUUUAUAGUUUUAUAAUUAGAACACGCCUUGUUUAUCUGUGUUCAGUCUUCCAUGAGUGAUUUUGUUAAAUAUUGUUGAUUUUUAUACAUGAUUGUUAUUGCUUAUUAUGUAAAUAUACAAUGUUUUAUAAGAAGGAAUAAUAUUAAAUAUUCUGAUAAAUCA
Molecule: messenger RNA, 8299 nt
Organism: Mercenaria mercenaria
Lineage: Eukaryota; Metazoa; Mollusca; Bivalvia; Venerida; Veneridae
Exons: 20
Coding region: 1-6411 (2136 amino acids)
Source: RefSeq, a predicted model, not a curated record